Molecule: messenger RNA, 5140 nt
Organism: Cygnus atratus (black swan)
Lineage: Eukaryota; Metazoa; Chordata; Aves; Anseriformes; Anatidae
Gene: SETBP1
Product: SET binding protein 1
Exons: 7
Coding region: 404-5140 (1578 amino acids)
Molecular function (GO): DNA binding
Source: RefSeq, a predicted model, not a curated record
CGUGUGCUGCGCGGCCGUGCGCUCCCCUAAUCUGACAGAUGAACACCGCCAUGGGUUUGCCGCAACACAAGCAAAAGCACCUUUGGGGGCUGUGGCGAGGGCUCGAAACCGGGAUCUAAAAGAGAAGAGACAAGAAGGGGGGAAAGCCGAGGGAGGAGGAGGAGGAGGAGGAAGAAAGAAGAAGAAGAGGAAGCUGCUAAGAAGCCCCCGCUGCCGUUUUUUGGGGGGAUAUGGUGGCAGAUCUGAUCUCUUCUGAGCUCUUUGCAGCCUCUGGGCAACUAGGCCGUUGAACUCGGUGGACGGUUGCCAUCUGUUCCCUGGGAUCCUACCUGCCCUUUCUCUCCCCGUCCCCUCCUGUGCACCCCUUCCCUGUGAUAAAACUCCAGUGCACUGCGGUACUGCUAUGGAGCCCAGGGAGACUUUGGGCAGCUCCCGGCAAAGGGGAGGCGAGGCGGAUUUUCUGCCGGCCACUGUCACCUCUGCCAAGCCUCCGCCAGCCUCUGGCUGCACGGGGGAGACGAUGCUGCCUGCGGCAGGCUCGGGAAAAGGGAUCCCAGUGAGUGGAGAGCGGAUGGAGCCCGAAGAGGAGGAUGAGCUGGCUUCUGGGAGAGAUGUGGAUUCCACUUCCAACGCGGACAGUGAGAAAUGGGUGGCAGGAGAUGGGCUGGAGGAGCAGGAGUUUUCCAUCAAGGAAGCUAACUUCACAGAGGGGAGUUUAAAACUAAAGAUCCAGACCACCAAGAGAGCUAAGAAGCCCCCAAAGAACUUGGAGAACUAUAUUUGCCCUCCUGAGAUCAAAAUCACCAUCAAGCAGUCUGGGGAGCAAAAGCUUUCCAGAGCUGGGAAAAAUAGCAAAGCAGUGAAGGAGGAGGACAGAUCGCACUCCAAAAAGAAGGUAACUCUUUUGCUUUCCUUGGCGGCAAGUCAGUUGGAAGGCUUUCAGCCUGCUGUAUAUGACAGGCCACAAAAACAUUCUGCUCUGCACUAUGAUCCAGGCCUCCAACAAGACUUCACCAGUGACACCUUAAAAUCAAAGCACCAGCAGAAAAGUAGCAACCAGCACCAUCUUGACUGGUCAGCAAGCUCCGAUACUGGAUCCACUUCUCAAAGUUGCUUCAUCAACACAGAACCCAGUCGAGAAGCAGUUAGUGCCACCAAGGUCACCGCUCCAGAACCAGGAGUUUCCUUCAGCAAAUCCCAAGCAAAGAAGUCCUGUGCCAGCAGCACAUGGGGGCAGCUGUCGGCCAGCAGCAAAGAGCUUGCCAUCUGCAGUGCAGUCCCAUCACCCAACAAUAUUAGUGCGGCCGCCCAGCCAAGCAGCGCUUCUGAGUGCAACCGGCUGUUGCCUCUUGGUGAUCAAGAGGGAGGUGUGCAGCUGGAAGCCCCCGAUCAGCCUGCUGGGAGUACAAAGAAGAAGUCCAGCAAAAAGGACUUGAUAAGUCAAACCAUCCAAACUGCAGACAUCGAAUGGGUGAAGAGUGCUCAGAAAACAUUUGAUAGCAAAUCCCAUGACAGCAUGGAAGGAAAAAAGGAGUCGUACUCGAUGGACACUAUGUUGGAUGCAUCACCCUCAAAGCAGAAUCCCACUUCUGCUAGCAGUUGUGAAAGUGACACCAGUCAUGUACGAAUUACUAUCCCAAUAAAGUCUCCGACAACAGAUUCAUCUGGCCACAAAAGGAAAAAAAGGCAAUCUACAAAAUCUUCCAUGGAGAAAACUAUCCAGGAGAAAAGCCUGCCUUCUGCACUUGCUAUGAGCAGUGAAGUAGCAAACAGGACUAGCUCUCAUUCAGAGGGGAGUAAAAAAGAUCUUCGAGCCACAAAGCCAGGGAAAGUGAUUGAAGAUGAGUCCCCCUUAGUAGCUAUUGACAGCAGUGUGCUUACUGACAAAGCUUCCCCCAACAGUGCCACCCGACUCAGAAAACCUGUAGCUGUGACACCCACUCUCCUAUCCACCGAUCUUCCCACAGCUAGCAAAUUAUCGGAAGUCCAGCACCCCAAACUUGCAGCUAAGCGGCGAUGGACCUGCAGCAAACCUAAAUCUAUCCUUCGGGAGACCUCCAUGACAGCAUCGGAGAAGCUGAUGGUGGAGCCUCCUUCAGCCUAUCCCAUCACACCAUCUAGCCCUCUGUAUACCAAUACAGACAGUCUUACUGUGAUCACACCUGUCAAGAAAAAAAGAGGACGACCAAAGAAACAGCCUUUGCUCACUGUUGAAACCAUUCAUGAGGGAACCUCUACCAGCCCAGUGAGUCCAAUCAAUCGUGAAUUUCCAGGAACAAAGAAAAGGAAGAGGAGACGGAAUCUGGCCAAGUUGGCCCAGAUGGUCCCAGGAGAGGACAAGUCCAUCAGUGAACUCAAGUUUCACAAAAAGGUCGGGAAGCUUGGGGUCUUGGAUAAGAAGACUAUCAAGACCAUUAACAAGAUGAAGACCCUCAAGAGGAAGAAUAUUCUCAAUCAGAUCUUGUCCUCCUGCUCCAGCAGCAUAGCUCUGAAAGCGAAAGUCCAGCCACCGUCUAGUGCUGGGCCAACAACCAUUGAUGCCAGGCUAGGGAAGCAGAUCAAUGUCAGCAAGAGGGGGACUAUCUACAUUGGUAAAAAACGGGGCAGGAAGCCAAGAGCAGAGCUGCAGCCUCAACCAGAAGAACCUAAGACAGUCAUCAAGCACUCAAGGCCUGUUUCCAGCCAGCCAGAAAACCCAGCAGUGCCUUCCAACCUGCAGUCACUUGUGGCAUCGUCACCAGCAGCUAUUCAUCCGCUUUCGACACAGUUAGUGGGGACUAAUGGCAACCUUAGCCCUGCAAGUACUGAAACAAAUUUUUCAGAGUUAAAAACUAUGCCAAAUCUUCAACCUAUCAGUGCUCUUCCUACAAAAACCCAGAAAGGAAUGCACAGUGGAACUUGGAAGCUGUCUCCACCCAGGUUAAUGGCUAAUUCACCUUCCCACCUCUGUGAAAUAGGUUCUCUGAAAGAAGUCACGCUGUCGCCAGUGAGCGAGUCUCACAGUGAGGAAACCAUACCAAGUGACAGCGGGAUAGGUACAGACAACAACAGCACUUCUGACCAAGCCGAGAAAAGCUCAGAAUCCCGCCGGAGAUACUCCUUUGAUUUCUGCAGCCUGGACAAUCCAGAGGCUAUCCCAUCCGACACCAGCACAAAGAACAGGCAUGGUCACCGGCAGAAACAUCUCAUUGUGGAUAACUUUCUCUCUCAUGAGAGCAUUAAAAAGCCAAAGCACAAGAGGAAAAGGAAAAGCCUGCAGAACAGAGAUGACCUCCAGUUUCUGGCAGACCUUGAGGAACUCAUCAAUAAGUUUCAAGUGUUCAGGAUUUCCCAUCGAAGUUACACAUUUUAUCAUGAAAAUCCAUAUCCCAGCAUCUUCAGGAUUAAUUUUGAUCACUACUAUCCUGUGCCAUAUAUCCAGUAUGACCCAUUGCUCUAUCUUCGCAGAACCUCUGACAUGAAGUCUAAGAAGAAGCGUGGUAGACCUGCCAAAACCAAUGACACCAUGACAAAGGUGCCUUUUUUACAAGGGUUUGGUUACCCUAUUCCCAGUGGGAGUUACUAUGCACCCUAUGGAAUGCCUUACACAUCAAUGCCUAUGAUGAAUCUUGGUUACUAUGGUCAGUAUCCAGCUCCUUUGUACCUGUCUCACACGCUCGGAGCGGCUUCCCCAUUUAUGAGACCUACUGUGCCCCCACCCCAAUUCCAUGCAAGCUCUCAUAUGAAGAUGUCCACCACUGCCAAGCAUAAAACAAAACACGGAGUGCACCUACAAACACCUGUGGGAAUGGGCCUUGGAGACAUGCAGUCCUCUUUGGCUCCUCCAAAGGUCGGAGGAACAAGCCUUUCAAGUGGCCGACUUCACAAAAGGAAACACAAACAUAAGCACAAGCAUAAGGAUGAGCGGAUAUUGGGGACGCAUGAAGAUCUGAGUGGUCUCUUUGCUAGCAAGUCCACUGGCUUCUCCAGCCAUGCGAUCAAUGAAAGACUAAGUGGCUCAGAUAAAGAUCUGUCCUUGCUCAAUGAGAAAAGCAAGCAUAAGGAGAAACAGAAGCACCAGCAUUGUGAAACUGGGCACAAAGGCUCAAAGAGUAACUUUGAAGUGGAUACGCUGUCUACGUUAUCACUUUCUGAUGCCCAGCAGUGGACACAGAGUAAAGAUAAAAGUGACUCAAGCAAUGAUCCCAUUGACUCUUGCACAAAAAGAUACUCUGGUAAUACUGAGAGUAAUGCAAGAUCAGAGUCCCUGGACAUGUUUGGUGAAAUGAAUUCCUCAAGUGAGAAGCGGGACAACGAUGCAAGUGGGAAUAAAAGAAGAAGCUUUGAAGGGUUUGGAACUUACAGGGAAAAGGACAUUCAGCCCUUCAGGACAAAUAGGAAGGACAGAAGUAAUUAUGAUUCUUCGGCCUCUUCAGGAAUUGUAGGACCCCACUUAAAAGCAGACCAGACUUCAGUUCACAGUAAAAUGGAAAGUUCUGCCUGUAACAUGAUGACCAGAAGGAAACCAGCAGCUGUUGACAGUGUUGCAAUGCCAACUCCAGUAUUAUCUCUCCUACCUUCAUCAUCAGCAACAUCUGAAGCAGCCAGCCCACCACUGAAAAAAAGGUUCAAGCGCCGUGAAAUCGAAGCAAUCCAGUGUGAGGUGCGCAAGAUGUGCAACUACACCAAGAUCCUGUCCACAAAGAAGAAUCUGGAUCACGUGAACAAGAUCCUGAAAGCCAAGCGGCUGCAGAGACAAUCAAAGACAGGCAAUAACUUUGUCAAGAAGCGGAGGGGGCGUCCCCGGAAGCAGCCCCUCUCCUUUGACGAAGACUCCAGAGACCAAAUGCCCGUUCUGGAAAAAUGCAUUGACCUUCCCAGCAAAAGAGGUCAGAGACCGACACUGAAUCCAUUGAUAUUGGAGCAAGCAGCCACCCAAGACACAAUCAUGGCCACCAUCGAAGCUGUCAUACACAUGGCUCGAGAGACGCCACCCCUGCCACCUCCUCUCCCUCCUCCCCCCCCGCCACCCCCUCUCCCUCCACCCCGGACACCCCGGGUUGGGAAAAGGAAAAGCAAGUCCCCGCAGGAGGAGGAGGAGGACGUGAAAGUGAAGCGGCACCGGAAAGGCAGAGGAAGUGAAAGCGAAGGCCUCCCGUAA